AUGAAUACACGAAGAACUCGAAAAGAGCCACGAGAUAAUACAUCCCGCAGGACGGGUCCUUGGGAACCUCAGGAGGACGAAAAAUUACUGGAAAUAGUAAGAGAAUUAGGAGUUAAGCACUGGAAGCUCAUUGGAAUUAGACAUGGCCUACGUGACGGAAAGCAAUGUCGCGAACGUAGAUGGCAUAAUCAUCUAAACCCUGAUUUAACAUAUGGCCCCUUGACUCCCGAAGAAGACAAAAAAAUACUAUCAUUUUAUUCUGAAAUGGGCACAAAAUGGGCGGUGAUGAGUCAGUUAUUAGGAAGACCAGCUAAUUUAAUAAAAAACCGGUAUUAUUCUUCCUUGUCUAAAAAACGUGAUCAUGCCGCGAUUGAUGAUUCAGAUGAUUCCACAAGUAGCACUUGUGCUUCGUCUGAUUGUUCUCCUAGACCAAAAAAACGGCGAAUUACUAAAGAAUCAUCACGUCAUUCUCAUUCUCGAAAAAGAUCAUUUAAAUCAAAGUCGUUAGAAAAUUCACCCAUUGAACGGUGGAUUCCUGAAAGUCAUCGCUAUCCAACGCGUCAUCAAAUAAAUUCAUGGCAUUCACUAAAAACUCCAAUUUCUAGUCCUGAAGCCGUAGACAUUCCAUGUCUCGACUUGAACUGCCCUACUUAUAAUUAUAGUUCUUCAAACAAAUACAUUUCCAUUCCAACACCGACCUAUACACCAAUACCGUCUCCUGUUCCAAUGUAUCAUCAUAAUCAUCAUAAUAAUUGUACAGCAGCUUUAGAGCAACUUGCAGAUUUAGCGAUUCAAAAUGCAAG
Molecule: messenger RNA, 803 nt
Organism: Dentiscutata erythropus
Lineage: Eukaryota; Fungi; Glomeromycota; Glomeromycetes; Diversisporales; Gigasporaceae
Source: the annotation of a GenBank genome assembly